Sesamum indicum (sesame) is the source of this 884-nucleotide messenger RNA. Its product is annotated as rRNA-processing protein. The record is from RefSeq and is a predicted model, not a curated record. Gene Ontology annotation, cellular component: nucleus. NCBI's taxonomy places the organism in Eukaryota, Viridiplantae, Streptophyta, Magnoliopsida, Lamiales, Pedaliaceae.
UUCAGAAACCCUAAAAUCCCGAUUCUUGUAGCAAUUUAGGGCAAUGAAAUUAGGGCUUUGAAAAUAGAUCGAAAAACUUUCAAUUAAUCGAUCAGCAUAAUGAAGAAGGGUGGAGGAAAUUCAGAGCGUAAUGAGGAUAAAGGGAGGAAGGUGGGCGGGCAGGAUGUGAUCAAGAACAAGAAGAAGAUGAAAAAGAAUAUGCAGAGGUUGGGAGGGAGAGGCGGCUUGUCGCUGGAAGCAUUCACCAAUGCGAAGACUAGGAAUGACAAUUACAAUCCUGCCAUUUUCAAGAAGCAAAGAGAGUUCUACAGAAAUGCUAAAUACUUGCAGAAAUAUAAGAGAUCAUUAAAGCAGCAACAGCAGCUGGAUGUUCCAUGCACAUCCGAAAGACCAUCAGAGGGUGAAAACGAAACCAGAGAAGGUGAUAACAAUGUUAACAAGAACAAGAGAAGCAAGAAGACUGCACAAAGUCUUCAAGAGUUGUAUCAGAAGAAGCGUGAGGAGGAAGAGAAAGCUAGGAUGGAGCGGGAAGCCAUGAUUCAGGCAAAGAAGGAAGAGCAGCAAAAAGCUGAAGCUCGAAGAAGAGCUCUCAAGGAGAAAAUGUUUAAGAAAACAAAAUCCGGUCAACCCGUUAUGAAAUACAGAAUCGAGCAUAUCUUGGAAACAAUUCAAGGUCCAAAAAGCUAGUGCGUUAACCCCUUUUGGUUUGUUAUGUGUGAUGUCCCUCCAAACUCAACUGAGGCUUUAUAUAUUGUAGCUUUUACUGUUAAAAAUACACGGCCCAUGUCACUGUGAAAUUAUACAAAGAGCGAGAUUAUAUUCUGUAUACAAAUUACAAAGAGCGAAAUGAUAUUCGUGAACUGCCCCUAGCAGUGUCCCUCUUA